This is a messenger RNA of Punica granatum (pomegranate), 1231 nucleotides long. Lineage: Eukaryota; Viridiplantae; Streptophyta; Magnoliopsida; Myrtales; Lythraceae. The record is from RefSeq and is a predicted model, not a curated record.
AUUCCCCCACUUCCCAACCAUCCCCUCCCACACCACACCACAACUCAUCCCUUUCAUCCUCUUCUCCCAUUCUCCCCUCUCCCUUCACUCUCCCACACAUACAACUUUUAAAUUAAACCCAUAAAAUCCUCCUUGUAAUUUAGACCUUAAAAAGUUUGGCUCAUUCUUUUCUAAUUCAGCCUGGAUUGGAGCCAAUGUCGUCGACCCAAUCCGACACGGCCAUCGCUAGUAGCAAGUCGCUCGACAUGACAACAUCACCACAGCCCAAUCUGCAGCCCGGCACGCCCGACCAGCCCGUGAAGCCCAAGCGGGCCCGGCGGGCAGACGGUGGCAACAAGCACCCGGUAUACCACGGAGUCCGGAUGCGGGCGUGGGGCAGGUGGGUCUCGGAGAUCCGGGAGCCCCGGAAGAAGAACCGGAUCUGGCUCGGCACAUUCGCCACCCCGGAGAUGGCUGCCCGGGCCCACGACGCGGCCGCUCUGGCCCUCAAGGGCCGGUCCGCCGUGCUCAAUUUCCCCGAACUCGCAGCCUCCCUCCCCAAGCUCGCCUCCACCGCCCCCCACCACAUCCAGGCUGCCGCCGCCAAGGCUGCCUCUAUAGACAUUGCUCCGACUAAUCCAGCGACUGCCACCACGAGCGGGUCCCAGUCUUCGGGGGGCAGCAACUCGUGGUCGUCCGAGGGACUUGUCGACCUCAGCGGAGGAGGAGGAGAAGCUCCGGAGAUCGUAGAGCUGCCGAGACUCGGGGAGAUCAUCGAGCUGCCGAGACUCGGGACGAGCUUCGACUCCUUCAUCGAGUCGAUGGAUCAAGCUGGGUCGUGGGUCUACCCUCAUUGGUACUACAAUGACAAUGAGGAGAUAUCAUCGGCCGAAGAGUGUAGCGUCAUCAGUGGUGGGUUUGAUGCUUUUUUCGGAGAAUUGUUAAUUCCAUAAUUUCAAUUGGUGAAUGUAUUUUGCCUUUUCCUUCAUAUAUAUAUAUAUAUAUAUAUAUAAUUUCAUCUUUUUUUAUUGUCUUUUAUGUUGUCUUUUUUUUUCUUUUUUCCCCCAACUUUCAUGGGGAAUUUUCCAAAAUUUUCUUGGCUUUUUCUCGAUUUUGUGUGAGCCCUCCUCAGAUUCUUUUUGGCUUCUUGAAGGGCUUAGGAUUCUUGUCUUUCUUCAACGAGUUGUUGUAUAACAUCCAUGCUUUGUCCCCAUAAUAAUAAUAAUAUGAUGGCAAAAUUUCUAGAGGAAAA